Messenger RNA from Nylanderia fulva, 738 nucleotides. RefSeq lists its product as uncharacterized. NCBI's taxonomy places the organism in Eukaryota, Metazoa, Arthropoda, Insecta, Hymenoptera, Formicidae. The record is from RefSeq and is a predicted model, not a curated record.
AUGAUCGUGUCGAUCGUUCUCGCCCUACUCCUGUUUUGUCAAUCGAUCAACAUCGGCGGAUGCCUCCUGGAGAGCGAGGCUCGUGUAAAUAACACGAGCGAGCAAAUCUCACAGCGCAGAAUAAGAAGGAGUCUUACCUAUCCCGAUCCGUCCAUGCUCCUGCUGAUUCUUGGCCUGGGCACUCCGUUGCAGCUGGAUCGCGAGAGCAUAAUCGUGGGUGUGUUCACGAAAAUGUGGUACUACAUGCCGACCAACGCCACUGAUUUCACGGAACCGGGGGUGUAUUACACAAGAACCAGCAAAAGCAGGUGGAGUUUUUACAAGGUGUUCGAAAAGAUGAUGACUAUGUACGGUUUUGGCGGUAAAGAGUGUUUGCUAAGAGCUAUUUGCGAGGUGGCACAUGUUCCGUUUGACAUUCACCAUGGAUUGCUGGGACAGUUGGUGCAGACUUUUCUCAAGCCCUCCAGUACCGAGGAAGAAUACGACGAGUACGGAGACCGGGAGUACCGGGCGGCCGAACAGCUGGGCGAGCAGGCGGAGAAGGGUGAAAACUGCCACACCCUUUAUCCGGAAUGCCACAGAAGUGUGCUCGACGUGUUUUCCGGGUUGAUCACGUGAAACGGAAUGGAAAUUUCGACGGGGACGACGAGGCGUCAGGGAUACGCUAGGGUUAUCGAGAUGUCGAAUGAUAUUGAGAAACGUCAGAAUCCGAAAGUUUUCAAGCGAUAUAUUAUCCAA